Messenger RNA from Caenorhabditis remanei, 1596 nucleotides. RefSeq lists its product as uncharacterized. Gene Ontology annotation, molecular function: UDP-glycosyltransferase activity. Lineage: Eukaryota; Metazoa; Nematoda; Chromadorea; Rhabditida; Rhabditidae. The transcript is spliced from 6 exons. Bases 1 to 1596 code for a protein of 531 amino acids. The record is from RefSeq and is a predicted model, not a curated record.
AUGUUCAAAAAUUUCCUCUUUUUAUUUCUAAUCGCUCCUAUUUACGCUAUAAAUGUCCUCGUAUUAUCCCCAGCUUUCGGUGGAAGUCAUAUGAAUUUUAUGGCUCAUUUAGCGGAUACACUCACGGAGGCGGGGCAUAAUGUGACAUUCCUCAUUCCGGUGGCUGAUGAAGCAAGGAAGAAUCAAUUGGGGGUGAAGGUGACGACGGAUGUGGUGAUAGUGGAGCAAGACGAAAUAAUGUCAAAAGAGACACUCGUUGUCGACGAUCACAUGGAUGCGAUGUGGACGCUAGACACCCAUGAACCAAAUUUCGAAGAGAUGUUCUCAUGGUUCAAUCGAAUCAUGGAAUCAUCAUGCGCCAAUUUUCUUCGCAACACGGAAGUUUUUGAAUUGAUGAGGACAAGAAACUUCGAUGUGGCUAUUCUAGAGCCAUUGUCCGUUUGUGGACUGGGAUUCUUUAAGAAAUUGGGAAUCGAGAAGACGAUUCUGGCAUCGUCGUGUUCGUUAUAUGAUUUCCUUCUUCCGGAUAUUGGAGAACCCGAGGAGCAUAGUUAUGUGCCGUCGCUCUCCUCCCAAAGCGGCGACCAGAUGACUCUUAGCGAGAGAUACAAAAACUACAGAUUCUCGAAAGAAACCAAGAAAACUAUGGAUAAAAUGUUCGACAAGGAAACCGAAAUCUAUCAAAAAUAUCUGGGAUCAGAUAUUCCAGACUGGAGGGAACUCCUGCCAGCCGCUUCGCUAUUCUUCACAAAUUCCAAUCCAUAUCUCGAUUUCCCUCGGCCAGUGAUUCAGAAGACCAUUCCAAUCGGUGGGAUUUCAGUGAAUAUGGACAAGAUAAAAUCAACAAAGUUGGAUGAUCAUUGGAAUGAAAUACUAGACCAGAGACCACUCAAUAUGCUAAUUUCCUUCGGUUCAAUGGUUAAAUCCUCCCAAAUGCCAUUGGAAUGGCGGGAGAAUUUGAUAAAAGUGAUCGCCUCCCAACCGGAUGUCACUUUUAUCUGGAAAUACGAAACGAAUGAUACCGCAUUCGCUGGACACCUUGAAAAUGUGGUAUUCUCUAAAUGGGUCCCCCAGACCGCCCUUCUGAAUGACGCCCGUCUCACGGCGUUCUUGACUCAUGGAGGUCUUGGAUCCACCAAUGAAUUGGCUCACUGUGGAAAACCAGCCGUUAUGGUACCGAUAUUCGGUGACCAAGUCAGAAAUGCAAAUAUGCUCUCCAGACACCACGGCGCCAUAUUCGUUUGGAAAAAUGAUUUAGGCGAUUUCGAUGUUUUGAAAAACGCCGUACACUCCAUACUGUAUGAUGAGAAAUACAAAAGGAACGCCCGGCACUUGGCGGAUAUUUUGGAGAAUCAACCACAUCAACCAAAGGAUUUGGUGGUGAAACAUACCGAGUUUUUGGCGAGAUUCGGCCCAUUCCCAAAAAUGGAUCCCCAUGGUCGCAGUCUUCACUUCAUCGCCAGAAAUUUUAUUGACGUUUAUGCAGCACUCAUUGUAUCAUAUUUCCUUCUCGGAUCUGUUUCUUAUGUUGCUUUGCGAUUUUUAUUCUCGAAACUUCCGGUUAAACUUGUCAGAAAAGUUAAGAAGAAUCUCUGA